Conger conger (European conger) is the source of this 972-nucleotide messenger RNA. RefSeq names its product axonemal dynein light intermediate polypeptide 1-like. Gene Ontology annotation, molecular function: dynein heavy chain binding. The record is from RefSeq and is a predicted model, not a curated record. Gene Ontology annotation, cellular component: axoneme; filopodium. NCBI's taxonomy places the organism in Eukaryota, Metazoa, Chordata, Actinopteri, Anguilliformes, Congridae. The coding region runs from base 1 to 972 and encodes 323 amino acids. The transcript is spliced from 7 exons.
AUGGUUGCAGAGUCGGACUUGUCAGAUUGGGCACAGUCCCUGCAGCCCCACGGAGCCCAGCUGCAGCCCAGAGCAGCCCAGCGCAGCCCAUUAGGAUCAGCACCCCGGCAGACGGCCCGAUUCCUCACUUAUUGGGAGCCAGCCAUCGGCCAUUACCUGCACCAGCUGAAGGCAAUCAGGAGCACGCUGGCUUUGCUACAAAAAGACGUCCAGCGUUCAGACAUGGAGCCUGCAGAGACUCCAGCGCUCACCGCGGCUCUUAUUUCCCCUUCGCCCGAAGAAGAGGGGCUGCAGGGUCCAGACCCCGCUCUUAGAGGGAGUCCACAGCAGCCUGCUACAGUCCAGCCUCCACCCAAACCAAAGUGCCCCAUUAAAGGUGCAAAAAAGAAGAAAACCGAGGAGAUCCUCCACGCCAUUCUGCCCCCGAGGGAGUGGGCUGACGGCAGCGGUCGGUGGAUGCAGAGAGUGUCCACCACGCCCAGCUCACGCAUGGACGUGCUCAAGCUGGAGGAGCAGCUGAACCUGAAGCUGAAGCAGAGGCAGGCUAGAGAGACUGGAUUGUGCCACGUCCGGAGAGAGCUCUAUUCACAGUGCUUCGAGGAGCUGAUCAGACAGGAAACCAUAAACUGCACAGAGAGGGGGCUGCUAUUGCUGCAGGUUCGAGACGAGAUCAGCAUGUGCAUAGCUGCCUACGAGACGCUGGACGACCGCAGCAUGGCCUUUAGCAUCCGGAAGGUUCUGCCCGCCGAGCAGGGGAAGGCAGGAAUGGAGGAACAGAUUGAGGCCCUGGAGGGGGAGAAGCUGGCUCUAGAAGAGCAGCUGAAGGAGAUGGAGGCAGAUUGCGAGGCCGAUAAACAGAGGGAGAAGGACAGACGGGUCAUGGAGGAUAAGAAGCACACAGAGGACAUCGAGUUCCUAAAGCGCACCAACCAGCAGCUCAAGUUUCAACUGUUGGGCAUCGCACAGAAGUGA